Messenger RNA from Harmonia axyridis, 714 nucleotides. Its product is annotated as nuclear envelope phosphatase-regulatory subunit 1-like. The transcript has a single exon. Gene Ontology annotation, cellular component: Nem1-Spo7 phosphatase complex; cytoplasm. NCBI's taxonomy places the organism in Eukaryota, Metazoa, Arthropoda, Insecta, Coleoptera, Coccinellidae. The record is from RefSeq and is a predicted model, not a curated record. Bases 270 to 653 code for a protein of 127 amino acids.
CUGUAGGUACAAAAAAUACCAAAAUAUUUGCAAAGUCACAGUGAAAUCUUCAAUUUAACAUCAAAAUAAUUAAAACUUAAUUACAUGAAAUCAUUAUUUGAAAUAACACAGAUUAAGGAGAAUCUGUGUUGAAAAGACAGUAAUGUCUAACUAAAUAUUUUAGGUUAGAUAAUGAUUACAAGAACUAUAUUUUAUUUAGCAGUAACUUAUAAAGCAGGAAAAAAUUAAUCCUACAUGUUUGAUUAUAUUACCUAGGAACAAUUCUUAGCAUGUCUUUAGAACAAUCAAACUGUGAUGAUCUCAAAGCUUUUGAAAGGCGACUUACUGAAGUAAUAGCAUGUUUACAUCCUUCAACAACUAGAUGGAGAAUUGUUUUGAUAGUGGUAUCAGCUUGUGUAGCAGUAGGAGCUGGUCAGUGGUUAAUGGAUCCUGAAACAAGAGUGGUGCCAUUUUCUCAUUCAUUAACGAAUCAUCCUUUCUUCAUAGUAGCUACUUUAAUGUUCCUUAUUAUUGUACUAUUGGGAGUACAAAAGAGAGUUGUUGCAGCCUCUAUAAUAACGUCCAGAACUAGAGAGGUUUUAAGUGACUUUAAUAUGUCUUGUGAUGAUACAGGAAAAUUGAUUCUUAGGCCUAGACCUACAAAUUUUACUUGAUUUCAUGAAAUUCUUGUGUGAUUUAUGCAUGUUUUAGUGAAAUAAAUAUAUUUUAAUUUAC